Molecule: messenger RNA, 842 nt
Organism: Polistes canadensis
Lineage: Eukaryota; Metazoa; Arthropoda; Insecta; Hymenoptera; Vespidae
Exons: 4
Coding region: 114-842 (242 amino acids)
Source: RefSeq, a predicted model, not a curated record
UCAACACGUCACGCAUUUAACCUUAUUAACGCAAAAUUAUAACGAAAAAAAAGGAUAGGAAAAUCUCUAAACGAAAUGAAAAUACUACGAGAUAAAGUAUUCGUUAAAGGGAUAUGAAUGUGAAACAUAAAAAUCUUGUUAAUAGCGGAUGGUACAUCAACGUUAAAGAUGACCUUACGAAGAAACACGUUUCGAAGAUCGAGACACUUUACGUGAUUAUGAUAUGUUUCACGACAAACAUUUUGAGUUUUAUCAACGUCGAAGCAGGAACUCGUGCAACUCUUGACAAUUUAGCACCUAAAUCAGCCGUAUUCAAUGCUCUUUUUCGGCGAAAUUAUAAUUUGAAGAUAACAAUACUCGCAGCUAAUGUUAUUACGGGAUUAAUAGCAACUGUUAUGGUAGCUAUCGGUGAAAAGUUUAGUAUUCCUUAUUUUUAUUUACCAUGGCUGGUAAAUACUAUCAACGGAAUUGGAUUUUACGAGGGUCCUAUUCUUAUAAAUUUGGCUUACACUCUUUUACCAAAUUUAGGAAUUCCAACAGGAUUAUUCAUAUUUAUGAUGUUGCUUCUAUAUGUUGAGGAAAUAUGCGUCUGGAAUGAAGUAUUUACCAGUUUUAAACGUUGCUGGUUUAAUUAUAGCAAGAAAAAAUAUGCUAUCAUCGAAAGCAAGGAAAAUAAUAUUUCAGAAAACAAUGGGAAGUUUCUUCCUAAAGAAAAUGUGAAAAAAAAUCGUAUCCUACUUCUCGAUAAACUUAAAUAUCAAAGAAGAUCUUUCGAUUCUUAUAAUAAAUCCAAUAAUCCCUUUUAUAUUAAUUCUUGUCUAAAGAAACAGUUACGGUCAUAA